Messenger RNA from Necator americanus (New World hookworm), 891 nucleotides. RefSeq lists its product as uncharacterized. NCBI's taxonomy places the organism in Eukaryota, Metazoa, Nematoda, Chromadorea, Rhabditida, Ancylostomatidae. The coding region runs from base 1 to 891 and encodes 296 amino acids. The record is from RefSeq and is a predicted model, not a curated record. The transcript is spliced from 7 exons.
AUGGCUGUCAAAUUGUUCAGUUUAUUAUUCACGAGGAAUCCGGAACCACAAUGCACGGCUGUACCUGUAUUUGUUCGAGCUAGGACGGAAGUCCUCAAUAUGCACAGUGGUGGUAGCCUAAACUGGAUCACACUGGUUUUGCACUUUGCACAGAUCACACCUUUGCUCACAUCCACCUUUUUUCCAAGAGAAUGUGAGUUCAAUGCAGCUGUGAAAUACCAAAUUAGGCUUGACGUACAGAAUCAGUGCAUGAUAGCUUGCUACGAAGAGAGCGACUGCACCUUCGUUAAAUAUGAAAGCAUUAAGGGUACGUGUACUAUCUUCACCGACGGAAAUGUGGUGCAACAACCUAGUGAUGCGUUGUUUGAAAUCAAUCGAGGUCUAGAAGCUUCCUCAUGCGAGUCCAGUAUAACGGCACCAGAAGAAUUGGCGUUCAAGAGCAUCAAAGCUAACCACAACAGCAACGAAUCAUGCGAAGGAGGAACAAGAGAACGAAAUGACCUUACUACUGUCUACGAGUUCCAAAAAGGCUCCUUGCACUUCUAUUCAACUGAAUCUUCGGGAUUUCUGAUAGACGAAGGCACACUAAUUUAUAAGCACUUCUUUACAAGGAUUCCGGAGCCCGAAUGCACGGCUGUACCUGUAUUUGUUCGAGCUAAUCACCGUCGGUUGUUCUUUGGUAUCGCGUACAACACCACUGGCUACUACUUCCUCAAUGCCUAUGUGUAUGCGGAGCGUUGCGUGUGCAAUUCAGGAAAAUGCUGUGGAACGUCGAAAUUUCAAGAAUAUGUCGCUGAGGAAAGGAACUAUAUAUAUAGAGAUAACUCAGAGUUGCCGACCUCCGAUGUUAGUCAGAGCUUUUUUAUGGCCAGUCAAAUAAACCUCAAAUAA